AUGAAGCUCUCUCCCUCAACCCGCACACGGGUGUCAAGAGGAAGAAACAAUAUUGUCAUUGUCGUCGCAGCUCGUCAGCCUCGCUCUCGCUCGGAUUCGCGACUGAGUUACGGAUACAAGCACAAAAGCUAUCGUCACCACCAAGCAUGA
Molecule: messenger RNA, 150 nt
Organism: Colletotrichum orchidophilum
Lineage: Eukaryota; Fungi; Ascomycota; Sordariomycetes; Glomerellales; Glomerellaceae
Exons: 1
Coding region: 1-150 (49 amino acids)
Source: RefSeq, a predicted model, not a curated record